Molecule: messenger RNA, 796 nt
Organism: Rhineura floridana
Lineage: Eukaryota; Metazoa; Chordata; Lepidosauria; Squamata; Rhineuridae
Gene: CRABP1
Product: cellular retinoic acid binding protein 1
Exons: 4
Coding region: 107-520 (137 amino acids)
Biological process (GO): fatty acid transport
Cellular component (GO): cytosol; nucleus
Molecular function (GO): fatty acid binding
Source: RefSeq, a predicted model, not a curated record
GAUCGAGCGCGAGAGGCUCCCGCUGCCUGCUGUGCCCGCCUGCCUGUGCGCUCGUUCCGUCCCUCGGCUCUCCUCCGCGGUUCCACUGGGCGGUGCUCCCCCAGCGAUGCCGAACUUCGCCGGCACUUGGAAGAUGAAAAGCAGCGAGCAUUUCGACGAGCUCCUCAAAGUCUUGGGGGUCAACGCCAUGCUCCGGAAAGUGGCUGUGGCAGCUGCCUCGAAGCCACAUGUGGAGAUUCGCCAGGACAGAGAUCAGUUCUACAUUAAGACCUCCACCACAGUCCGCACCACUGAGAUCAGCUUCAAAGUAGGGGAGAGCUUCGAGGAGGAAACUGUGGAUGGCCGAAAAUGCCGGAGUUUAGCCACUUGGGAGACUGAAAACAAGAUCUAUUGCAAACAAACUCUUCUGGAGGGUGAAGGCCCCAAAACCUAUUGGACAAGAGAACUGUCUGGAGACGAGCUGAUUUUGACUUUUGGUGCCAAUGAUGUCGUAUGCACAAGAAUUUACGUAAGAGAGUGAAAAGUACCAGCCACCACCAUGUGAGAUGAAAGGAUGGAUUAACAAGCAGAUAUUGGGGGGGGGGAUCCUGCAUAGUAAACAUCCAUGUGUGCAGCCUUAAGAGCAGCCUUGGACGUGACCAUACAUGUCAUCUCAAAUCCCAGUUGACCAGCCCAUACCUCGGGCUUUUUGCUUUGCUUACAAACCCUAGUCCCAAUAGAAUUGUGUGCGCGUUGAGUGUGUGUUUCUUUCCCCUCUACUUUGUAUUUUGUAGUUAACAAAUUUGUAUGAUUUGAG